UCCCCGGGCGGGCCGGGCUGCGAGCGCCCAUUGCCGUCAGUUCCGCCGCUCCCGCCCCGCGCGUCCGGCAGCAGGAGCAGGUGGGGGCGGCUCCUGUCCCGGCUCCUGCAGUUGAUGCAAAAUGAGCGUUCCUGACUACAUGCAGUGUGCUGAGGACCAUCAGACUCUCCUGGUCGUGGUUCAGCCGAUCGGCAUUGUACCCGAAGAGAGCUUCUUCAGGAUCUACAAGCGAAUUUCAGCAGUGAGUCAAGUUAACGUGCGCGACUCUCAGCGUGUGCUGUAUAUCCGCUAUAGGCACCAUUAUCCCCCGGAGAACAACGAAUGGGGGGAUUUUCAGACACACCGCAAAGUUGUGGGACUGAUAACUAUCACAGACUGUUCUUCUGCAAAGGAGUGGCCGCAGACUUUUGAGAAAUUCCAUCUGCAGAAGGAAAUGUAUGGUUCUACUCUCUACGAUUCCCGGUUGUUUGUCUUUGGGCUUCAAGGAGAGAUUGCAGAGCAGCCCCGCACUGAUGUGGCAUUUUAUCCCAGUUACGAUGAAUGUGAAACCGUGGAGAAGAGAAUAGAGGAUUUUAUUGAAUCCCUCUUCAUAGUGCUGGAGUCUAAGCGGCUUGACAGAGCCACUGACAAGUCUGGAGACAAGAUCCCAUUGCUCUGUGUUCCCUUUGAGAAGAAGGAUUUUGUAGGUCUGGACACCGACAGUAGUUUGUUGUUGGGUCUAAAAAGGCACUAUAAGAAGCGUUGUCAAGGCCGGAUGCGGAAACAUGUUGGUGACCUGUGUUUACAAGCUGGGAUGUUACAAGAUUCCUUGGUGCACUAUCACAUGGCAGUGGAACUUCUGCGGUCUGUGAAUGACUUUCUGUGGCUUGGAGCUGCUCUCGAGGGGUUAUGCUCAGCGUCAGUCAUCUAUCAUUAUCCUGGUGGUACUGGAGGUAAAGUUGGAUCUCGCCGGGCACAAGGGGGUUCUCUUUCUGCUGAGGCAGGCAACAGGCACAGACCAGGGGCACAAGAAGUUCUCAUUGAUCCAGGUGCGCUGACUUCCAACGGUAUCAACGCGGACACCAGCGCCGAGAUAGGACGUGCCAAGAAUUGCCUGAGUCCCGAAGACAUCAUAGACAAAUAUAAAGAAGCCAUUUCUUACUACGGCAAGUACAAGAACGCUGGCGUGAUUGAACUGGAAGCCUGCGUGAAGGCGGUGAGAGUCCUUGCGAUACAGAAAAGGAGCAUGGAAGCCUCUGAGUUUCUUCAAAAUGCCGUUUACAUCAACCUUCGUCAGCUUUCAGAAGAAGAGAAAAUCCAGCGCUACAGCAUUCUCUCGGAGCUCUACGAACGGAUCGGUUUUCACCGCAAAUCCGCUUUUUUCAAGCGGAUCGCGGCCAUGCAAUGUGCUGCGCCCAGCAUUCCCGAACCCGGCUGGCGGGCCUGCUACAAAUUGCUUUUGGAAACUCUCCCUGGCUACAGUUUAUCACUGGAUCCUAAAGAUUUCAGCAAAGGAACUCAUCGGGGAUGGGCUGCGGUGCAGAUGCGUUUGCUCCAUGAACUGGUCUACGCUUCCAGACGAAUGGGCAACCCUGCUCUCUGCGUCAGGCAUCUGUCUUUCCUUCUCCAGACCAUGCUGGAUUUUCUUUCUGAUCAAGAAAAGAAAGAUGUAACGCAGAGCUUGGAAAGCUACACAGCAAAAUGUCCUGGUACGAUGGAAAUCAUCACCCUUCCAGAUGGUUUGAAGUUGCCUCCUGUUCCAUUCACCAAAUUGCCUAUUGUGAGAUCUGUGAAGCUCUUGAACCUCCCGACCAGUCUCCGGCCUCACAAAAUGAAAAGUCUACUUGGUCAGAAUGUGUCAACCAAAAGCCCUUUCAUAUACUCUCCAAUUAUUGCUCAUAGUCGUGGGGAAGAACGGAGUAAGAAAAUAGAUUUCCAGUGGGUCCAGGGAGAUGUGUGUGAAGUCCAGUUGAUGGUGUACAACCCUAUGCCUUUUGAGCUCCGAGUAGAAAACAUGGGUCUCUUGACAACAGGAGUAGAGUUCGAAUCUCUUCCUGCGGCUCUUUCUCUACCUGCGGAAUCUGGUCUGUACCCGGUGACUCUGGUUGGUGUUCCUCAAACCACCGGGCAGAUCACGGUCAAUGGUUACCAUACUUCAGUUUUUGGAGUCUACAGUGAUUGCCUUCUGGACAACCUGCCAGGAGUGAAGACCAACGGCUGUGCGGUUGAAGUCAUUCCAGCUUUGCCAAGGCUGCAGAUCAGUACCUCCCUUCCAAGGUCUGCCCAUAUGCUCCAGCCUUCUUCAGGGGACGAAAUCUCCACUAACGUGUCUGUCCAGCUUUACAACGGAGAGACCCAACAGCUUAUCAUAAAGUUAGAGAAUAUUGGAACAGAACCGCUGGAGAAACUGGAGGUCACAGCCAAAACAGUCAACACUAAAGAGAAGCUGUACGGGGACUUCUUGAGUUGGAAGCUGGAAGAUACCCUCUCGCAGUUCCCUCUAAAACCUGGGAAGAUUGCAACGUUCACCGUGAACAUUAAAGUGAAGCUGGACUUUUCAUGCCAAGAAAACCUGCUGCAGGAUCUCAGCGAUGAUGGAAUCAGCGUUACUGGACUGCCGCUCUCCAGCCCCUUUCGGCAGGUUGUCAAACCGAGAGUAGAGACCAAACCUGUUAAUCCCCAAGAAAGCAGCAAAGUCGGUGAUUUCAGUCACGUGAAGAUGCUGGAAGCCGUUUUGAAUUUUAAGUAUUCUGGUGGACCGGGACAUGUUGAAGGAUAUUACAGGAACCUUUCACUUGGCCUUCAUGUAGAAGUAGAGCCGUCUGUUUUCUUUACCCGUGUCAGUACCCUUCCAGCAACAAGCACCCGGCAAUGCCAUCUGCUUCUCGAUGUCUUCAACUCUACAGAACACGAGUUGACCAUCAGCGCUAGGAACAAUGAAGAUUUAAUUCUGCAUGCUGGGGAAUGUCAGCGCAUGGCUAUCCAAGUUGACAAGUUCAGCUUCGAGAGCUUCCCAGAAUCCCCCACUGACGGGACACAGUUUGCGAAUGCGAAGCAGCUGGAAGAAGAAAGGCAACAAGCCAAAGGUCUGGAGAUUAACAGCAAGCUGGAUAUUUGCUGGAAAAUUCCUUCCUUGAAGCGUGAAGGGGAAGCCAGUGUGGAGGGUGUUCUUAAUCAACUGGUCCUGGAGCAUCUACAGUUGGCUCCUCUCCAGUGGGAUAUCCUCGUUGACGGCAAGCUUUGCGACUGCGAUAUCGUGGUGGACUGCAAAGUGGGGGAUCCCGUCCCGUUGGAGGUGAAGCUGACCAACUGGAGCAAAAACAGCGUAGGGCCCUUUGCGCUCACCGUGACGCCCUACCAGGAUUACCAAAACGGGGUGCACAACUACGAGCUGCAAGAUGCCAUCACCUUUGUGGGAUCCAACACCUUCUACAUCGAUUCAGUGAAGCCGACCAAAGACUCUGUGUACUUUGGAGCACUUCUCUUUCUCUACACAGGCGACUUCUACCUGAAUAUCAAAUUCCAUGAGGACAACUGCAGCAAGGAGCUGCCUCUCUCCUGGUUCUGCCUUCCUAGUGUCCACAUCCGGGCUAUGGAGCCCAUGGUCCAAACUCAGCCCUAAAUGUACUGUGCGCUGUCUGAUUAACCACAGCGCACAGAAAUGCUUGGCACAUCCUCUGCUUGACCCCAGCUUGUUUCUGUCCAACCCCAGGCCACAGUUUCUACUUUGGAGGAACAGCUGAACACUUUCUGAAUUGGCUGAUAGUCAUUUGGGCAGCUGCUUUAGCUAAUUUCAGAGAGAAAGAGAGUGAGAUUAUAACUAUGCUAGAGUUUUCCUCUAUUUCCAAAAAAGCCUUUGAAACUGCUAAUAUAUGCAUUAUACUUUUAUAUACCCUAUUGAUAUCUGUGGGUUUGAAAGGGUCUUGAGGGUUGAAUUUAAAAGCACUGAAUUUAACCAUGUGUUUGAGGGUCACAAUUCCAGCUUGAAUAAUCUCGUUUUAGCAUUUUUCAACGAGAGCUGUAUACCUGUUUGAAAUGCCUCCUGGCUUACGCUGGACCCAUGGCACAUACCCUUGAGAUGUAGUUGUCUCUCAGACUUGUUCCCAGGUUUGUUCUUCUUCACUUAUUUGCGGAGUAUUUGGUGUCUUUGGUAGUAAAUAGCAGUAGUGAUGCUUUUUGCUGUGUUACUGAAAGUAGGAAUAGAAAAUGUGCCUCCAGUUAUUCUCUUCCUCCCCUGAACCUAGUGCCACUUGCUCCUAGUAAAGUCACUGCCUUUAGUUUGGUAGAUCUAUGAACAAGAAAUGAAAGAUGGCAAUGAAGACCUAAAGAGUUUUGUCCUUGAAAAAGGAAAUAAGCCACCUGUUGGGUUGCCUAGGGCUUGCUUGUGAAUUUGGGCUUUCACAGUUCUGUUUUAUACAAUGACAAUUGCUUGAAACGUUUGCAGACACUUAAAGAGCCACCAGAAUUAAUCAGCUGGUCAUUAAUAACACUUUGCGUGAGUUUUUUGCAAACUCUCCUUAUCAGAUUUUUCAUGCUAAUAGACUGGGUUUGAUUACGCGGUUGUUUUUCUUUCUUCUUUUUGUUAGAAUGAUUAAGUUUAAUUAUUAGGCAAUUAAGGCUGUGGAAUCCUGGCCAUAAAAGUAGUUGAUGAAUGUACUGAAAAUUUAGCCUGUUGUCUUUCAGAAUAACGUUUUGUAUAAAGAGACCUACAUCCACACCAUGUAAAGCAGGGAGAUGUCUUAGUUGUAUGAUUAAUAUAUUCUUUUAUGGACCAUAUAUUUCAAACCUGUCUCAGUCUUUUCUUACAUUUACAGCCUGCAGCUCUUAUAUUUGGUGACAGCGUACUUUUGGGGGUAGAUACACCAAGAUGUGGCAGGGGUGCUCCAGUUUGCUCCGGUUAGCUCUAUACGUGCUAAAUCUACAUGCACAACCUCCUUGCAGAUUCUUUUUGUUUGUUUAGGCUUCAUCCAAAUGUGAGCACACCACUUCACGCCUGACCUGGUCCAUCCUGCUCAUGCUGUGGAGCACCAACCCAGUUUGCUCAUUCUUGCUCCUUGCACCAUCCCCAGUUGUACUUUUAGAUGUGACUGGUGUUUUCCAUAGGAAAGACCAUGCUCAAAACUCCAUGUUUGCAAAUGACUGUAAUGUGUUAAUCCUAAAUAUAUUUAUAAAUAGAGGGAACUAUAGCUGUAGCAUGAUAGCUAUAUUUCCACUGUAUGCGGGGUAUUAUCUCUGAAAACCUAUAUUGUGGCAAUGUUAUCAGUGUUUGCUCUUGAGCUGUGGCUCUGCACACAGCUUUGAAUGCCAGAGUGGAAGUCUCUGGUCUUAAACUGGUGGACAUUUGAGACCAAUUGAAGAUCUACUUGCAAUGAUGUAUUGCUCUGUCAGCUGCCAGCACGCCAUGUCCAGUAAGAAAACUGUUCCUUAGAAUUGCACAGCGGCUCUGGGCCAGAGACACCCGUGGAAAGAAUGUCACGGGAAGAGGGUCCAACCAGCCAAGUAGGGCAUUUUUUUUGUUGGUGGAGCUUAGUUGACCAGUUUGUGCCAUGAAGCCGAAUUCUCUGUCACUACAUAGGCAUAUACACAGAAAAAUAAGAUACCAGGAGAGUGGGAAUUAAACCAGUUAAUCUUCUCCAUGAAAGCUUGCUUUAGACAUGUGUCUCUGGGCUAUGUUACAUAGCACUGUUGCGGCAAAAUCCAAAUUGGGUUUUAUUCAGUAUUCCCAGCAGGUAAUCUGCAGAUGCCAGGGAUACAGCUAAGGGUUUGUACGGAUCGCAUUGCAUUUGAAACAAAAAUAUUGGGAAGCAAAUGCUGCUUCAGUGAGGAUGCUUUGGUUUACCCAGUUAAGGUAUAAUUUCCUAGUUUAUUUUUGAGAGCAUUCUCUGAGAGCAGAGGAUAUUGUUCUGUGAAACCUGUACUGGGAUGCAGCACUCCUGUGUCCUUUACCUGAAAAGGAUCCUGAUCCACAGCCUGAUGAAGCUGUUGGAACCGGGACAGAUUUUAUUAUAACAAAAGCAAGUGGCGUAUUUCCUCGUUUUCCAAUAUGCCAUCAUAAAUCUCCCAUAUGAGCUCAUAAAUAUAAAUCCUUAUGUGCGAGCUGACCAUUAAUGGUCUAUCUGUUCAUUAUGUAGUAGACCACUCUGUCCCUUGUCAACUUUGAUGCUUAGUUGCUUUUGGCAUUUAUUAUAUCUUUCCCGAUUUUCUCACACUUCUACUUGUCUUGGUAAGAGAGAGAAAACACAAGAAAUCAAGAAAUUUUUCCUUCUGGGAAUCAUUUGUGACUUGUCCAGAAGGAGUAUAUUUAAGUGUCAGUGUAAUUUGGAAAAGGUGAGGGGUACUUGAAAUGAGAAUACUACAUCAUUUUUUGUUUUCUUUUUAAUGGACGUUUUCACUGGGCUUGCUGUCAGGAUUGGUCCUUGCAGUGCUUGAAAAGAAGGCUGAUACUUUUCUGAUCUGCUCUCCUUUUCUGGAACCAAUAACUUGUUUUUAUUUCUCUGAACCACCCAGCUAUUAUUUUGAACACGAUGAGCCAAACUGCACAUUGUUACACAGAUGUAAAUCUGAUAUGAUCCAACUUGGUUGAAUUAAAUCAUUCCUAAUUUAAAUCACCAUUACUGAGAGCAGAUGUUGGUCCAAUAUAUGUAUGCAUUAGAGAAGUAUAAGUAAUGUAAAUUUAACUGUCUGAAUAAAUACUUACCUUGCAUUAUUUACA
Molecule: messenger RNA, 6691 nt
Organism: Columba livia (rock pigeon)
Lineage: Eukaryota; Metazoa; Chordata; Aves; Columbiformes; Columbidae
Gene: TRAPPC9
Product: trafficking protein particle complex subunit 9
Exons: 24
Coding region: 122-3601 (1159 amino acids)
Cellular component (GO): trans-Golgi network
Source: RefSeq, a predicted model, not a curated record